Messenger RNA from Ceraceosorus guamensis, 1490 nucleotides. RefSeq lists its product as hypothetical. The transcript has 2 exons. Bases 201 to 1349 code for a protein of 382 amino acids. NCBI's taxonomy places the organism in Eukaryota, Fungi, Basidiomycota, Exobasidiomycetes, Ceraceosorales, Ceraceosoraceae. The record is from RefSeq and is a predicted model, not a curated record.
CUCACCACUCACCACUCACACAGAAGAGACUCCCUCCAACGGCGACGAAUCGUGACAUUGACAGCCACGAGUGCGACUACUAGCAGGCGUAUGCACGAUCUUCACAGCUCCUGUGGGUCGAAGUGAGAUUUGUGAAAGCUGGACCGUGCUCCGCAAGGUUUGAGCCAAGCGUCUAUACACCUGCACACCUGCAAUCACGAAUGUCGCGUCAAGCCUUGAUACGCUCCUUCUACGCCAAGCUGGACGAGGGCCUGCAAGGAGGAGAGUUGGAACAAGCGGAGAGACGAACAACGUCGCUUAUUGCAGCCUUGGAAGCUGACAGCGGUGCCCGAGCAGCGCGUCACCAAGCCGGCACCGGUCUCAUUUCUCUGAGCGCACGCUUAACAUGCGAAUCGCUGUCCCUCUCCGUAGAUCCGACAGCCUUUGAGAAGGCGUCCGGAUUGCGACCUGCGGUGUUCAAAAGCUGUCUCUCGGAGCUGCGACCACUAGUGAAGAAGAUCUUGAGCGCCUCAACCGCCUCACCUCGUUCGUCGGGCAGAGUGGGCAAUGUCUCUGCUCAGAGCUCGCUGGUGAAUGCGUCAGGUCAACUGGGUGAUCGGAGUCCGGAAGCUCUCAAGGCCAGAGCAGCAGCGAUCCAAAGCGGUGCAGCUUUCGGCAGAGGAUCCUCCCUCGACCAAUCAAGCGCUCCUUCCACGCCAUCUAAGAGAAGCGCUGCUCUUGCGUCAUCACCUUCCGCUCGAGUCGCUCAGGCCAAAUCUGCAACUCCGCCCAAGUCGUCCAAGGGACAUCCGAUCGUGCAACCCGAAGCGUCUGGCUCUGCAUCAAAAGCUUCACCAAAUAGCGAUCAGGACAGUCCAAGAUCGGUCCGCUUUGAAGAGGCGCUGUCAGGCCCGAGCAUCAACGACGAGCCAGACACGCCCUCUCAUCGACGCGGCUCAAGCGCAGUGCAAGCGCAUCCUGCCUCUUCACAGCCUCACACGCCUUCCAGAGGAUCGAGACUCAGGAACAUCCUGCCGGUCGAGGUGGAUGAUGACGAAGCAGAGAGCGAGCCAGAUCAUGCGGUCGAGCGUUUCGUCCUGCCUGGCCAGACACGAAAGCGCAGGCGAGCUGCGCCCGAGACUCGCAGACAAGAUGACCGUGCCGAGGCACCCCGAACGGCUCCCAGCUCAUUCCUCGGUGAUGACGACGAGAAGAUACCUAUUCGUUUGAGACAUGAGCAAUCACAGCUCGAGGAAUGGUUGGAGAAGAACGCUGGAUGGCUGGGCGCAAUAGGAGAUGAGGACGAGGGCGAAGGUGGGCAUUGGGAUGAGGGAGGGUGGGGUCGUUUGCACACGAAAAAAGCAAGAUGACGCAAGGUUUGCAGCGAAAUCAGGGAUCGCACGUCUUGCGGCCACUGCGCGCGUUCAGUGCUCACACACCCCCAAUCAGCGUCGCAAAGUUCGCACAAGCUGUACCGUACCCGUAUGAACAAGUCAAUGUAAAGAGUAUGG